UUGAUUGGCCGGCCGGGCAUAUAGCUUUUUUGAGCCGAGUAUCGUGCACAGAUCGCACACCAGCCACGAGACAAUCAUGUCCAGCGUGACGCAGCUUCGCGCGAUCGUCUGCGUGGCCGCCUUGCUCGGCGGCGCGCGCGCCGAUCAGGAGGUCGGCUUACCAAGGAGCGUAAAAGUUUGCAAUCAUCAAGCGCCCGACUACUCGUCUUGCCUAAGGCUUGCCAUACAAGAGUCAUGGAUGACCUUCGUCAAAGGAAUUCCCGAGCUGGGCUUGCCAGUGCUGGACCCGAUGGAGGUGGACAUGAUGGAGAACGAGUUCCACAUGGGUCAGCUGAUGGGUCGCUUUGUCCUUCGCGACGUGAAAUCGUACGGUGCGGCCAAGAGCAUCUUCCAGGCGGUUCGGCCGACUCGCAGCGCGGACCGCAUGAGUCUGGAGGUGGAUUUCGUGAUGCCCAAGGUGUUUAUCGAGGGCGACUACAAGGCCGAGGGCAGCGUUGGCCCCUACAAGAUCGGCGGCAAAGGAUAUUUCAACAUCAGUAUGGAGGGCGUCAGUACCACUUGGGGUAUAGAAGGUCGCGUGGAGAACGACAGAUGGGUCGUUGAGCACUUCCACGUCUACCCCGAGGUCGAGAAGAUGAAGGUUUACUUCACCGAUCUCUUCAAUGGAAACCCGGAGCUCAACAAGGCCGCAAUGACUUUCGUCAACGAGUACUGGCAAGUAUUGUACAAGGGUAUGCUGCCAGUAGUCGAAAGACAUUGGGACGUCCACUUGACUGACUUUGUCAAUCGGCUAAUCUUCUCCAAGGUGUCUUUCGCCAAAACCUUCCCUUGAAUGAUUCUUGACAACUCAAGUAGAAAAUAGAUCAACAGUGUCGUCGCCGGACGUGUCGUACACGAUGGAAAAGAAAGCAGAGUAUUACUCCUCUGGUUGUGAGCAAAAGAAUGACGAUGAUUUUUCUCUUUUUUUUCUUCUUUGUUGAGCGAUACCUAUGUGUAUGUAAAUAUAGAAAUAAAGAAAAACAUGUAUUUUGUUGGAA
Phymastichus coffea is the source of this 1037-nucleotide messenger RNA. RefSeq lists its product as uncharacterized. The transcript is spliced from 5 exons. The record is from RefSeq and is a predicted model, not a curated record. NCBI's taxonomy places the organism in Eukaryota, Metazoa, Arthropoda, Insecta, Hymenoptera, Eulophidae. Bases 77 to 832 code for a protein of 251 amino acids.